Messenger RNA from Cutaneotrichosporon oleaginosum, 1390 nucleotides. RefSeq lists its product as uncharacterized. Gene Ontology annotation, molecular function: carboxy-lyase activity; hydrolase activity. Gene Ontology annotation, biological process: secondary metabolic process. Lineage: Eukaryota; Fungi; Basidiomycota; Tremellomycetes; Trichosporonales; Trichosporonaceae. The record is from RefSeq and is a predicted model, not a curated record. Gene Ontology annotation, cellular component: cytoplasm; cytosol.
GCCUCGUCUAACGUUCUCAAACCUCACUGCAGCUCGAGCUAUGCACAUGCCUGCCGGUCCUGACUCAGAGCAGGUGGGCAGUUACCCGGUGACCGCGGUGGUAGUACCGAGACGUGGCGCACAUUGGACCCAAAGUUGCCGAGGCAAUCCCGCCCAGCUCAGAGUAUAAGGUGUAGUUGAGAGUGCCCCGCAAUCAGCAUCAACAAUUGCCCCGCUUCGGUCACUGCUACUACUACUUUCACCUCAACUCUAUCCAUCCACACAAGCAAUAUGCGCGGCAAGGUUUCUCUCGAGGAGGCUUUCGAGCUCCCCAAGUACGCGGCGCAGACCAAGCAGAAGGCCGAGCUGUACAUCGCGCCCAACAACCGCGACCGGUACUUUGAGGAGAUUCUGAACCCGUGCGGCAACCGCCUCGAGCUCUCCAACAAGCACGGAAUCGGCUACACCAUCUACUCGAUCUACUCUCCUGGCCCGCAGGGGUGGACGGACCGGAAGGAGUGCGAGGCGUACGCUCGCGAGUGCAACGACUUCAUCCACAGCGAGAUCUCCAAGCACAAGGACCGCAUGGGCGCGUUCGCCGCGCUCUCGAUGCACGACCCCAAGCAGGCUAGCGAGGAGCUCACCCGCUGCGUCAAGGAGCUCGGCUUCCUCGGUGCGCUCGUAAACGACGUCCAGCACGCUGGUCCCGAGGGCGAGGAGUAUAUCUUCUACGACCAGCCCGAGUGGGACAUUUUCUGGCAGACUUGCGUCGACCUCGACGUCCCAUUCUACCUCCACCCCGAGCCACCCGUCGGUUCGUACUUUAAGCAGCAGUACGAGGGCCGCAAGUACCUCAUCGGUCCCCCCGUGAGCUUCGCCAACGGUGUCUCGCUCCACCUCCUCGGCAUGAUCGUCAACGGUGUCUUUGACCGCUUCCCCAAGCUCAAGGUCAUCCUCGGCCACCUCGGCGAGCACAUCCCGGGUGACUUCUGGCGCAUCGAGCACUGGUUCCAGCACUGCUCGCGCCCCCUCGCCGAGUCCCGCGGCGAUGUCUUCGCCAAGCACCCCCUCCUGCACUACUUCCGCAACAACAUCUGGCUCACCACCUCGGGCAACUUCUCUACGGAGACGCUCAAGUUCUGCGUGGACCACGUCGGUGCCGACCGUGUCCUCUUCUCCGUCGACUCGCCCUAUGAGCACAUUGACGUCGGCUGCGGGUGGUACGACGACAACGCCAAGCAGAUCAUGGAGGCCGUCGGCGGCGAGAAGGCCUACAAGGACAUUGGCCGUGACAACGCCAAGCGUCUGUUCAAGCUCGGCAACUUCUACGACUCGGAGGCGUAGGCGGGCUUGGUGUUGCAUUGCAGUGUGUAUUUUCGUAGGCAUCAUGUGAUGGGUGUGUAUUUGUGAG